AUGGACGGUCACGCUCCUCCUUCAUACUCCGGUCCCACCCAACACCCGACCACUCCUUUUGGCGAUGCAACCCAAUACCCGCCUCGCGGAACCUCACGCCCACCAACAUUCCAGAACGGGUUGACCUUCUCUCAGCCGUCGCCGUCUCUUUUCGCAUUCCCGCGGUCGAGCCCGCCGCUCGGAUAUUCUCCUUCAGCAAUGGUGGCCAACAAAGGAACGGCACGCCCUCCCCUUCCGAUGCGUAACUCCUCCGCGGAAGGCUCAGGCGGUGGUAUGCCGGGGUCUGUCCUCCCAGGGACGCCGUUGAGGCCUUCCUCGUCGUCGCUCCGCUAUUCUCCGCCAUCACCCGUGGUGAACAAAGAUGCGACGGAGGUCUCUCCGAUUCCGUACUUGAUGGGGGUCGGUAGUGGUCUGCCGCCGAGGAUGGAUGAUGAUAAUUUCAUAUCAACGUUGAAUUCACUGUUGGCUGGGAACAAUCCUUCAAGUGGCACCUACCCGAAGCCAGUGGAGAUGCCUGUUGGCCUGAGAAGCCAAAAGAAAAGUGUUGGGAAUAAGAGAAGAGCAGGCAAAGAAAUAGCUGGUGUUUCACUUGAUAGUAGUUUUAAUGGGGUGUCCAAUGUCAAUGACGCACCUCCACCUCCUCCUCAGGGUGUUUCCUUUAAUGUGGGGAACGAUAAUGCUGCUUACGGAGGCGGGUUUCCUGCAGAUCAAGUGAACAUGAUUGCCUCCAAUGACGAACUCAAAAAAAAUGCUUACGGAGGCGGGUUUCCUGCAGAUCAAGUGAAUAUGAUUUCCUUCAAUGACGAACUAAAGAAAAAGGCAGAAACUGAGCGUAAUAAGCGUCAGAAAAGAUCCUUGGCAAACCGGGAAUCAGCUGCACGCUCAAAGCAAAGGAAGGAACUGUGUAUUUCCAACUUGAGAGCCAAUUUCGAACGUGAGAAGGUGAGACAUAUACAUAUGAUCACAUGUACAAUAUAUAUAUAUAUAUAUAUAGUCACGUUAGCAACCAUCCUACUUGUCAUUAGAACGAGUUUUAGAGAAAGAAUGGCGGCUGUUGACGAGUGCGCGCGAAUGAGGAUUCGUCUUGAAGGAAGGGAUGAUCUGGCACGACUUUGUGAUGACUCGAAAGCCUUGAAUGUACACUUGACUGGAGAAUUGCAUCGUCUAACCGAAGAGGCGAGUCAGCAAAGAGAAGAGGCAAAUCGGCAAAGAGAAGAGGCAAAUGGGCAAAGAGAAGAGGCAAAUCGGCAAAGAGAAGAGGCGCGUAAACUAAGAGAAGAGUUGAACGAAUACCGCAGGAGAGGGAAAGUGAGCGUAUGA
This is a messenger RNA of Eruca vesicaria subsp. sativa (arugula), 1320 nucleotides long. NCBI's taxonomy places the organism in Eukaryota, Viridiplantae, Streptophyta, Magnoliopsida, Brassicales, Brassicaceae. The record is from the annotation of a GenBank genome assembly.